AUGGCCCCAGUCAAGCAGGAGCGCAACGGCAGGCAAGAGCGCGGCGACAUCAAAUCCCGCAGCAAGCAAGAGCAGCGCAGCCGAGCUGGACAGAAGAAGACACCCUGGAGUGCCGAGGAGGAGGCGAUCUGGCUCUCGCUCGUCCAGAAGACGCUCCGCAAGCACCUGCUUCCCAUCGUCCGCGCUGAUGGGCGCCUGAAGCAUCGCUGCAUCAGCACGCAUCUCGGGGCUAUGGUGGGUAGAGGCUUUGGAGCUCCGCUGACCCAGCAGAUCAGCAAUAUGAAGAAGAAGGGGAGUCUGUGA
Trichosporon asahii var. asahii CBS 2479 is the source of this 303-nucleotide messenger RNA. RefSeq lists its product as uncharacterized. The coding region runs from base 1 to 303 and encodes 100 amino acids. The transcript has 2 exons. Lineage: Eukaryota; Fungi; Basidiomycota; Tremellomycetes; Trichosporonales; Trichosporonaceae. The record is from RefSeq and is a predicted model, not a curated record.